This is a messenger RNA of Bufo bufo (common toad), 4997 nucleotides long. RefSeq names its product Rho guanine nucleotide exchange factor 12 (gene ARHGEF12). Gene Ontology annotation, molecular function: G protein-coupled receptor binding; guanyl-nucleotide exchange factor activity. Gene Ontology annotation, biological process: G protein-coupled receptor signaling pathway; intracellular signal transduction. The coding region runs from base 274 to 4602 and encodes 1442 amino acids. The record is from RefSeq and is a predicted model, not a curated record. NCBI's taxonomy places the organism in Eukaryota, Metazoa, Chordata, Amphibia, Anura, Bufonidae. Gene Ontology annotation, cellular component: cytoplasm. The transcript has 41 exons.
GCGAGAUUACCCGGCGCAUGCGUGCUGUGCACGAUGAGUCCCGGAGAGGUGCUGGUACUUAGUACCCUUGAGUACCGGCAGAAGAAAACUCUUGUUUUGGUGACUUUUCAUGCCUAGCUCUCCGGCCUCCAUUUUCCCGUGGCCCUUAUGAGCUACUGCUUGGAGUUUCCAUCCCCCUGCGGGACGGGAAGAUUAACCCCGAGCUUUCCGAUCUAGCUAGAGUUGAACUAUCAUGCAACUUAGCUGAGGUAAGGACUAUCCCCGAGGAACCCAAUGAGUGGAACACAGUCUGCGGCCUCGGACAGGUUUUAUGGAAGAAAACCAACCAGGCAUGGGAGCAUUCUGAGCAGUGACGUAUCGGCUGACAGGAGGCAGAAGGUGGAGCGGAGCGUCAGCUCGACCCACGACUUGUUAUCUCAUGAUUUUGAUGCUACAGAGAGUUCGUCCAGGAAGACAAAGUCUACUUGGGAUGAGAGUAGACAGGAGACCUAUGGUUUAGUUCAGCGCUGUGUGAUCAUCCAGAGAGACGAGAAUGGCUUUGGGCUGACGGUCAGCGGUGAUAACCCUGUGUUUGUUCAGUCGGUGAAGGAAGAUGGAGCGGCCAUGCGGGCUGGGGUGCAGACGGGAGAUCGCAUCAUUAAGGUUAAUGGGACCCUGGUCACACACUCCAAUCAUCUUGAAGUUGUAAAGCUUAUUAAGUCCGGCUCCUACGUGGCUCUUACAGUACAAGGUCGACCUCCCGGAUCUCCACACAUCCCUUUAUCUGAGAGCGAUCCAUUCCCUCCUUUGCACAUGUCCCCACUGAAUCAUGGACACGGGCCCUUAGAAAGAAUAACUAGCCCCGUAUUAGUAGGGGAGGAGAACAAUAUCAUGCACAACCAGAAAUUAGACAUCCUGAAGAAGAUGCUGCAGAAGGAGAAAGAACAGUUACAGUCUUCCCAGGAGGAGUACAGCAGCUCGCCAUCCACUCGGCUCUUUAAGGAAAUCCAAGACACCAAGAAACACAUACACCAGCUGCAAGAACAACUAUGUAAAACCAAAUCUCCUACACAGAUAAAUGAGCUGGACACUUACUCCUCCGACCAAGAGCGCUCUGAUUACAUCAUUGGAGAUGGAUCGCGUCCAAGCAGUAAUGUUACAGACAGCCCAUGCAGCGGACAAAGAGAGAAGAGUUUUCUGGAAGAGAGCCCCGAGAAGAGCGAAUAUCUGGAUACAGACUCUCAGUCCAGCAUGGGAAGCCCCUCGGCUCGCUUUGCACAUAGUAUUAUUGGCGCUGAGGAUGAAGACUUUGUUGCUGACCCAGAGCAGCAGGUGGCUGACCAGUGUAGCUGCUUCCAAAGUAUGGACCUCUUGAAGUCUCACCCUGCCCACCUCGCCGUUUUCUUAUUCUAUGUAGUUUCCCAGUUUGACCCUGCACCUUUGCUCUGCUACUUAUAUGGAGACCUCUAUCAGCAAACCAACCCAAAGGAGACCCGGAGAGUAUUUCUUGAAUUCUAUCAGUGCUUCCUAGAGCGGACAGCGCACCUUCGAGUUUCUGUUCCAGAAGACCUUGCCGGUGAACUAGAAAAAAGGCGUCCAGAGUUCAUACCGGAAGAUUUACUCCGGCAGUAUGUCCACACCAUGGUGGAGAAGAUGUGUCCUGACGUACAGAAACUUUUAGAGGACUUCAGGCAAAAGCGCAACAUGGGUUUGACCUUGGCGGAAAGUGAGUUGGCCAAACUGGAUGCAGAACGGGCGCGAGAACGCAACACCCUGGAGAAAGAGAGGCUCUGCGCGGAGCCAAUAUUACAGAAAAUUGAGGAGGUUUUAAUGUCAUCGCAGCCCCCUGAAGAUGAAAAAUUCGGCACUAUACAGUACGUUAUCCUGACCUACAUGAAGCACCUUGGCGUGAAAGUGAAAGAGCCGAGACUCCUGGAGCAGAGACGCGGACGUAUUGGAUUCCUACCAAAAAUUAAGCAAAGCAUGAAGAAGGAUAAAGAAGGAGAGGAAAAGUGGAAGCGGCGAGGGCUGUCCAGCAUCUUAGGUCCUCCACGACGACCAAGCCGGCAAGACAGUAAUGCAAUUUCAAGAGCCUUGCAAAUGCAGAAACACCCGAAGCACUUAUCGACCUCAUCGUCCAGCAGCCCUGAGCCGGCGGAGAGCAGACUGCGUUUUAGCGGUGGCUCUGUGGAUGGGCAUGAUUCUUCCUUCAGUCCUUUUUCUCCUCCUCCUAAUACUGCUUCAGCUUACAGCUCCCCAGAUGGUACUCGGGAUUCAGAGGGCGGCAUGAAAUUCAGUGCGGACGGGUCUCAUUCCACUGACUCUUGUGAUGGAAGUUCACGGACUUCCGGUUCCCUCUUUGACUUCCCGUCUUCUCCACUGGACCUUCUGCAGGAAGAAGUGAAAGACUCUGAUCGAUUCAGUGACCAUGGCACCCCCAAACUUUCACGAAAAUUGGACAGCUUGGGCCUUGGAGACACUCAGAGUGAAGAUGAACUCCAUGAUCUAGACCUGGAGAUGGAUCCUCCCAACUGGCAGCAGCUGGUCAGCAGAGAUAUUUUACAGGGACUAAAACCACACGAGAUCAAACAGCAAGAGGUCAUACAUGAGCUGUUCUAUACGGAGAGAGCACACGUCCGCACGCUUAAUGUACUCAACCAAGUCUUCCACCAAAGAGUCAUCCGAGAAAGCCUCUUAACGCCCGCUGAAACGCGUAGUGUGUUUUCCAAUCUGGAGGAGAUCUUAGAGCUUCACGUUGGGCUGAAGGAGCAGAUGAAAGCCGUCAAAAAACGUUAUGAGAACUCGGUCAUUAAACAGAUCGGCGACGACGUUUUAAGCUGGUUUUGUGGACCCGAGGAGGAAAAACUAAAGCAAGCAGUAGCCACUUUUUGUAGCAAUCAACCCUUCGCCUUGGAGAUGAUAAAGUCCCGGCAGAAGAAGGACAUAAAGUUCUUAACGUUUGUUCAGGAUGCUGAGAGUAAUCCGCUGUGCAGGCGCUUGCAGCUGAAGGACAUUAUUCCGACGGAGAUGCAGAGGCUGACCAAAUAUCCUCUUCUGCUGGAUAACAUCGCCAAGUACUCAGACCAACCAGAAGAGAAGCUGAAGGUAAAGAACGCUGCCGACCACUGCCGGAGGAUCCUGAAUCAUGUCAACCAGGCCGUCAGAGAAGCGGAGAACAAGCAGAGACUUGAAGACUACCAGCGAAGGCUUGACCUGUCUAACCUGAAACCAGGGGAGUAUCCGAUGAGCGAUGAGCUAAGGAAUCUGGAUUUAACAAAGAGGAAGAUGGUUCAUGAAGGGCCUUUGGCUUGGAAGGUGAAUAGAGACAAGAUCAUUGAUCUGUACACGCUGCUGCUGGAAGACAUUCUGGUUCUGCUUCAGAGACAGGAUGACAAAUUGAUCCUCAGAUGCUACAGUAAGAUCCUGGCCACCACGUCCGACGGAAAACACAUAUUCAGCCCCGUCAUCAAGCUAAACACGGUGCUGGUCCGACAAGUAGCCACAGACAACAAGGCCUUCUUUGUUAUAUCCAUGUCGGACAACGGAGCACAGAUUUAUGAGCUGAUCGCAAACACCGUGUCCGAGAAAAAUGUUUGGCAUGACUUGAUUUCAAGAAUAGCUGCUGCCUCGAAAGUGGAGGAUCCCAGACCAGCAAUUCCACUACAGGUCACCCCAGGGAUUACCAAUGAAGAGGAACAUGAAGAUGAUGAGAAGCAGAAAGUGGAGGAUAAAGGAGAAGAUCUGACCGGGACUAGCUCAGACAAGGAUCCAAGCCCUGAAGGUUCAGCACUGUCCCAUGGCGGCGGGGACGGCAUCGCACAACCAGCGCAGAGCAAUCUGCUGCCACUGGCAUCUACCAGUCCUAGCCAUGGGUCCUAUUACACCGCUGCGGAGCACACAUGGGCACAGGAUGCACUCAGAAACUUGGAACUACUCCGAGAAUUACUAAUGCAGCAGGUCAAGCUCCUUCAGAAAGAAGAAGCCGAGAACUUCCAGCGUUUCUGCAGUCGGAGCACCCAGCAGAUGAUGGAGAGCGAGAGACAGUCAAGAGCUUCGGGACACAACCACCAGAGAAAACGAAUCGGAAAGGCUUGUGCCAAUAAACAAUCACUCUUACAGCAAAAGACUGAAAAAAGAAACUCUGAUCAUGGUAGCGUAGGCUCGGAAGAGCCCCCGGAAGAUGGCGGAGAGCAGUUUUUUGAUGCUCAUGAACCUCAAAGCGAUGAACCGUCAAAGAACUACACUAAAGAUUCGGAAGAAGUCCAGUAUCAGAUAUUGGGGAGAUACCUGAUUCUGGAGGGCUAUGAGAACAUGCAGGAGAGCUCCACAGAUGAAGACUUUGUUUACUCUGAGUCCUCUAAUCAAAGCACAUAUUCAGAGCAACAAGCUGGAUCCUCGUAUGCAGCAGACAGGCUGAACCCCCCUGUCGGCGGGCACCUUGAGCCCACGCCACCUUCAGACAUGUUCAAACAGAUGCUGCUUUAUAUUGAGAAAAUUGAAACUGACUUGCAACAGCUCAAGGGACUUGAAAACUGUUAUAGUGCACUCCGGAAUAAGCUGGCAGCAUCAGGCCUCCUGGAAGAAGAACCAGAUAUCAAGAUGCUCCCUACUGACAAGGGUUGAGAACAAAGCUGUCUGAGCUCUGGUCCGGGAGAUUUCAGCUCACCGGAGGGAUCUGCCUGCAGCCCACCAACAAUCCCACAAUCUCUUCUAGACCUUGGGCAAAACCCUGCAGACCUUCCCCUCGAUCCUCCAGCACACAACAUACACCUCACUUGUAGGCUAGACGUAACGAUUUGAGAGCAGGUCAAGAAAAAGUCCUAAAGCAACGUGACUGCAGCCGCUUUGUAACCUGGAUGACGUUGCGGUGCAGGAGAUGAGAUGUAACCAGUCUCUACCCAGUUGCAAUCAGACUGAUGGGUACAUAGGAUGUGAUAAGAAAAAAAAAAGGCAAUAUGUGUUCGUUACCUGUUCGUUGCGAGCGUGUUUGUGCCAUGAAAAAUGUCUCUAUGAGAAGA